GACGACAUCUGCUAUUUGGAGAAUAUUUGCGGAAAUGAUAUCCCUUUAUCUCCUAAAAGUGCCGAUAAACACACACUAUCGAAGACUAACUUUAAUAACAUCGAUGGAGGUAAGCAUGUUUUAGCUUAUUUUUAAACUAGGAAUUAAUUUGAAUGAAUUAAAACAAUUACGGAAUUUCAUUUUGGCUUUCGUAUCAUCUGAAGAAUUAUGGAGAUCUCGACCUUUCUACUUGGCUCAAGUCAUCAUAACCAGCAAACGUUGAAAAAAAUUAAAUUUGGAAGACUGGCGAGAUCGGAUAAAAUGACGUCAAUACAGUCUACAAGUUAAACGCCUGAAACUGAGGGACCGCAACUAACAAGCGCUGGGGACUAGUUUGAUUUGUACAGCUGUAGAAAAUGGCUGAAAAGUUUACACGUUUCGCAAGGAAAAUGUAGGCAAGAAAACAUCAAAUACAACUCGAAGUGCGCUGUUUGAAGAAUAUCUUCAAGACUAAACAUCUUUUAAAUUUGUAUACUAAAUUUGUCGAGAAAGAGGUAAAUUAUAUGAAGACGGUGAAUAAGCAUCGAUCGAGAAAUUGUCUUGAAUGGAUAAUAAAACAUUGAUUGGAUUCGUUUGUCGUAUGGUCAGAAGAAUUAUGCGGAUCGAGUUCAUCCUACCGAUGCAUAUUUUCACGAAAAAUGUUUGUAAAAUCGGCAUAACCCGGAAUCUAAAUAGGAUACGUCCUGCUGAGAUUUCUAACAAAGAUGAAAAUGAAAACUUGAUUAUGCUGCGUGCAUUUGUGUGAAUCGACAAAAUUUAAGAAGUUUCAAUAAGUAUUUUGACCUUUGAUACUUCUUUGUAUACAGAAAGUAGAUGCUGACAGUCCCUUUACAAGCAUUUUACGCAGCACACAUGCACAGUGGCUAAUUAUGAAAGUCAAUAGUUUUGUAUCGGUAUUCUUAUUCAGUUCAGUGGCCUAUUACUGCUAUGAACAAGUAAUUAAUUUACCUUAAAAUGCUAAUAUUUGUAAAUGUACCUUCUUUUAAAACCUGAUGACUAGCCUUUUGUCUAUUUUUCUUAAAGAAUAUUUCUGCUGUACCAGUAGGAAAUUCAAGUAAUUAAUAAGACAUAAUAAACUGCAACACAACUGAACUGCAAAGCGGCGAUUUCAACUAUUUCAACUUGCUGGUAGAAUUAAAAUGAUGACAACGACUAAACCUGUCUUGUAUAGUUUUUAUAUUCAGUAAAUGUUUUGAACCCAGGAGUAAUGCUUUAACUAAAUUGUAACGAUCAAGGUCAUCUAAGAGGGUGUAAUCCCCAACAGGAAUGUUGUGGACAAUCACAGGGCCACCAAGGUUUAGACAACCUGUGCGGUAGAAAUCUCCAGAGUCAAACUUAGUUGUAUCUUAGCUACGUUUAUUUGUUAUUGACCUAAUUGGCCAAGUCUUCAAUUGAGUUAAAUUGUUUGAUUCUGUGUUUAGUUACCGCCACUUCAGUGAUUUUUUUAGUAUGCAUCUACUUUACCCCAAAAAUGGCAUAUUUACCAUCUUCAUAGUGCCAUAAUAUUUCCAUAAUAUUGGAUCAACUUUGAUUUAUAAGUAACUCAAUGUCUCUGUUAUUGCUUCAGUAUUAUCGAGGGACCACGCAAUGUUCAUUGCUUCACGUUCUGAGCCGAAAUCACGGAAAUUCAGCUAACGUAUAUAUAAACAAAAACCGUGUCCAUUAAAGGCUAGGACUAGCUGACGUCAGAUCCAGAUGAGCCAGUACACUCAAUGGUUGUUAAAAGUAUAACUUAACUUUGAAAAAAUAUCACCGCGCAACUCUGAUGCAACAUUUAUCUUGAUAUGUAAAACCCCGCUUCUUGUUCUCCUCUUCAGGCCACGCAUGCGAGUGAGAAAACGAUUUCCUUUAAUGAUAAAGGAAAAACCACUCAUUUAUUUUUCAUCGAGAAAGGAAAUAUAAUUAUAAAAGUUGGAUUUGAUUUGCUCUUUUUCUAGCGAGCCAAUAGGCCAUUCCGAAUUCCCCCUGGGCCUCUUUUUCAAAACGAGGGUAGGUGCUCACCCUUUGAUAUGGAAAUCAUUUUUCAUUCUCAUGCAAAUAAAACUCAUUUUUACAAGAAAGGUUGUGCACUUAGGGUCAGUUCAGACGUCGUGCUUCUGCCGUGCCGAACUAAAUUCAGGAAUUAAGUUCGACAAAAGCACGGCAGAAGCACGGCGUCUGAAUCAAACUUUUGAAUUAAGUUCGGCAAGCAAAUAAGUUCGACAAGCGCUGCCGUACUACACGGCUCUAGCACGGCAGCGAUUCAAACGUCGUGCUUCUGCCGCGCUAAGCAAAAUUCAUACAUUAUAUUAAUGUAUUCUGGCGAGAUUGCGUUCCCACGGGGAGUUAGGAGGGGAAUUGUUAAGAGGCAUCAGUAAAUCCUGAAUUUGGUUCGACUCUCGCACGACGUCUAAUCAAAGUUGUUUUCCUGCCGUGCUACAGUCAAACCGAGCUAAAAUUAAGUUCGGCACGGCAGAAGUACGACGUCUGAACUGGGCAGUAGACUCAUUUUGAAAUUGAGGGUUUUUGGAAAUCGGAUGUUCCAUGGCGCUCAUCCGCACAAAUCUCUUUUGAUUAACUAAAAUUAAUAUUUUGAUUUAUCAUAAGUCAUUUACAAUCAGAAUCUUUUUAAAAAAUAUAGUUCAGAAAUGUGGCUUUAUCUUAUGUAUAUCUCGAAGAAAAUUUCCUUUUUGGGAGAAAAACGUUCCUUUUUCUGGAUUUUUCUCAAUGCUGAUUAAGUGACACAUUUCUGCUUUUGAAUGUCUUCCGCGGUUCUAUACGAUGCUGCCUCCCCUUUAGCUGCACAUGAAUGUCCCCUUUUGUUUUAAGAUAACGCAGUUUAACUCAGUUGUCGCGUAUGUGUAUCACGUUGUGUAACUUUGUGUAUGUACUAUAGAUGUAUACACAGCUGUAUACAUGCAUGGAGAGAUGUGUCAUGAAAAGUCGAAUAACCGUUAACAUACAAACCACCCGCGCAAUUAAAAACAGAGGCUACAUCCCCCAGUCCACAACUUAGUCUUUGUGACAUACUAUUGUUUCGAAGAUCUGUUGUGAAUUUCAGCUCUUGUAUGUGAACCUUGGUCAUUUGAUAUUGUACGUGGAAAAAGAGGCUAAUUGAAUGCGUUAUGAAGUAAUAGACUAUGACCAUAAGUCAUGAGUACCUUUCCAUUUUUCCUAAGAACUUAAACUUAACUAUGUUCUUUUUCUUUUUGUUUCUUUGCACAUUUUCUCUUUCCUAAGUAAAAAAAGUCUUGAGUUGAAAAAGUGAAAAACUCAAGAACGGAACAAGAGAGGUUAGCUAUAUUAGAACUUUUGUAUGGCAUUCUGUUGAAAAUAGAAUGUGAAACUAUAGUCCAAAAUAGAUUUUCCUUUUCAGUGGCCAUUUACAUCACUUGAUAUAUAUUAGGUGUUUCUAUUCCUGUACAAACUUGUGGACUUGAAUUCCUGUUGUUUAGAGAGUUAAUUUACUCCACCGGACUCGACCGUCUUCCCUUUGUUUGUAUCAAUUUGGACAAGAAACUGACUGGUGAGAAUUAAUUCUUCACAGUUCUAAUUAGUCAGUUACGUAAAUGCAAGUCUUGGUCUUUAGAAUCUUUCUAGCUUGGGGGUUGUUGGGUUAGCUUGUAAUUAGCUAUGGUAUCCAUUUAAAUGUAUAAUUGAUUCUUAAUUAUUUUAUAAAGCUUCCGCAUUAUCAGGGAAAGUGAAUCUUCUGUUAGUUCUGCCACAGGACAGUUGACUUAGAUCCGAAGCUUAGAAAAAGGAAAUACCUGUGCUUUUGCUAUUCCACUUCUUUUAAACUUAAUUGAUUAGAAUAUUGAAUUUAUACUUGGCGAAGACCUCAGUCGAUAAUUAUAUCCAUAAUAUCAUAUCGAACAACCAUGAAAACAGUAUUAGAACAAUAAGCAGCAGUAGUGAUUGGAAUUCUCUCAUACCAAUAUCUUUAAUUUAAUAGAAUGUGAGAGUGCUGAUUUCAGUUCAACAGCUGAGGUGUCCGAAGUAAACAUCGCUUUCUUUUUUACAUAAAAUACAUUGAAAAAAAAACCAUUUUUUGAAUUUAAGUUAAAGUCAUCCCAAGAUGAUUCAAAUUAGCCACAUGGAGAGUCACUCGCCGGUUGGCCCGAUGCUUAUAAGUGUAAAGUCUUGGCUGCCUUUGAAUGUCUAAUAUUUCAAAACUUACCUGCAAGAACGAGGAUCACUAAAAACAUCUUGGUCAAAAGGUGCGUUUUAAAAUAUAUUUUUGUUCGUUCAAACUUUCUCUCAGAUUGUUACCGGAAAAAAAGAUGUAUGGCUACUUUAUAGAUCUUUGUUUGCCAAGACCUGGAAUGGCAUCAACGCGAAAGUGUUGAGGAAAUAAAUUAUUCUGGUCUGGAACAAUGAACAAACUCUCAACGUACUGUGAACAAUCAAGUGCCAAUUUAAUUUGUUUUCUUAUCAAGAUGAUCAGUUCCUGCCAGUAUGCAACUUCAUUUUCACUCCGCAAUUUUACUUCAUCUUCUGUUUUUGAGACAAAUUACUACACGUUGACUUAUGAUUCUCAAAAUUUAAGAAAAAGUCAAUGUUAUUAUUGUGGAAUAUAAUGAUUUACUUAUUUACCUCUUAAUAGCUGUGACUCUAUUACAAACAAAUAGGAUUCCUCCCUAUCCCUUUGGCCUAACCGCAAGAAAUCAUGAAGGUAUGUUGAGUUUAUCUUAUUUAAACUGUCUCAAUAUAUAUUAGGUCAUUUAAUCUGCAGCUGAUUUACACCACUAACAACCCCUGACUAAUACAGUUAAGAGUCAAGAAACACGCGAGGGUGUGUUUAUGACGAGUUGAUCAUUACGUGGGGUGGCAAAUAAAUCAGCGAUGUUAGACUUUCUCUCGCAAUAUCAUUUGAACUCACGAAAAUAAGAGCCUUUAUGUAAUGCAUGCCAUAUCUGACGUGAAGAAAGUGAAAACGUGGCCAGGAACGAAUGUUAUGUUAUCGUCAUGACCAACACAAAAGCUCCACUUUGGGGGUGACGCACCGAUCAGCGGUUGAACUUAUUUCAAUCGUGCUAGUCCUAAAGAAGAUCCAGGAAUAUGAUUUGAAUGAGGCGUUGUAUAAUGGGCCCUUUGCAGAAUGAAACGGUCACAUGGUACAAAAUACACCUAACUGGAUGAAAACCGACCCAGUGUGGAACCUUGAAAAAAAAGGAUAUUAGCUUUUUGAAUGGUGUAAUCUCUUUGGUUUUCUUGCCCCUCUGUGUCAGUCGUUUGCUAUCAAGCGUAAAUACAGUACUUGAAUUUAAUGGCAUUCGUGUAGACUUUCGUGUCGCCGGUUAAGUAAGUUUAAAGUUGUCUCGUGUCUUUUUUAAAGCAUCCUCCUUACUUAUUCUUUCAGCGUAAAGUAUUCAGUCCUGUAACAAUCUUUCUUCUAAUUGCGAGCUUCAUCGUGGUAUACAGUGCUAGUUUUCAUCCAGGUGGAAUUAAAGAUGGAGAAAAAACGAUGAAAAAUAAAGUCAAAAACGAGCCACGAAGUACGGUUCGUGGAGUAUCAAAAGGCUAUUACUUGCGACGCACGCGGACUAGGAGAAAAUACAGACAUCGAAGUAGGAAUCCAAUAACAAAUCCCCCUACAAAGAUCACUAAUGCACCAUCGUUAGGAAAGAAAAUCUGUCGGAACCACACAAGGGUUUCUCGAAUUCAAGACGAGCCUGGAUCAGUCGUAUGCUUGCGAAGAACAUCCGAAGAGCUACUGAAACAACUAGAAUCUGCUGGAGGGUUUUUAAAAAGAUAUGUGGCAGUGAACAAAUCAGAUGCAGCCAAGUUUGAAGAUUUGACAACUUUUCAAAACGAAGAAACAAAUACUCCAAAGAAAACGAAAAAGCUACGUUUUUCAAGAAAAUCUCAAGCAACAAAAUUUAAAUCAGAUUUGCUUCAUCUAAGGGAUGGCCCCACCAGCUCGCCUACAGGCACUAAAAUUCGUCAGUGCGAAGAUCGAGGCUCAAAAGUAUAUGAUACUAAUCUUCAUCGAUUAUGCACCGAAUGCUCGGCAACCACGAAUCUCGGCAAAGACAAAUUCCCCAGAUACAUAAAUGAAGUAAUUUGUGACGACGCAGACCAUCAAUGCGCCGCAAACAUGGGCUUAUGUUUCCAGCGGACAUUGCAUUUAUCGUUUUUGAGAUUUGAAGGCGAGUUUGUGGAAGACAAGCUGUUAAGCAUCGUUGCGGGAAAAACUGUUUACAAAGAAGUGUGGGACUCAUACGCUCAGGAACUAAGGUCUUGUUGUGAAUGUGAGAUGUAUCCUAGGGUUUAUAACCGAAUCGACUCUGACUCUCAAUCUGAUGAGGAGGACUCCGAAGCAGGUGAUGAAGAAGAAUUCGAGACAGAUGAUGACGACGAUGAUGAUUCAUAUAUGAGCAAAGAUGUUUGA
Porites lobata is the source of this 6409-nucleotide messenger RNA. The record is from the annotation of a GenBank genome assembly. Lineage: Eukaryota; Metazoa; Cnidaria; Anthozoa; Scleractinia; Poritidae.